AUGGCUUCUGCGGCAGCAGAGGGGGAGAAGGGGUCUCCGGUUGUGGUGGGUCUGCUGGUCGUGGGCAACAUCAUUAUUCUGUUGUCAGGCCUGGCCCUGUUUGCUGAAACGAUAUGGGUGACAGCCGACCAGUACCGCGUGUACCCGCUGAUGGGCGUCUCAGGCAAGGAUGACGUCUUCGCUGGUGCCUGGAUCGCCAUCUUCUGCGGCUUCUCCUUCUUCGUGGUGGCCAGCUUUGGGGUGGGCGCAGCGCUCUGCCGCCGCCGCUCCAUGAUCCUCACGUACCUGGUGCUCAUGCUCAUCGUCUACAUCUUCGAGUGCGCCUCCUGCAUCACGUCCUAUACCCACCGAGACUACAUGGUGUCUAACCCGUCCCUGAUCACCAAGCAGAUGCUGACCUUCUACAGUGCAGAUUCGGACCAGGGCCGGGAACUGACCCGCCUCUGGGACCGCGUCAUGAUUGAGCAAGAGUGCUGCGGCACGUCAGGUCCCAUGGACUGGGUGAACUUCACAUCGGCCUUCCGGGCCUCCACCCCGGAGGUGGUGUUCCCCUGGCCGCCACUGUGCUGUCGACGGACUGGCAACUUCAUCCCCGUCAAUGAAGAGGGCUGCCGCCUGGGCCACUUGGAUUACCUGUUCACCAAGGGCUGCUUCGAACACAUCGGCCACGCCAUCGACAGCUACACAUGGGGCAUCUCGUGGUUUGGGUUUGCCAUCCUGAUGUGGACGCUCCCGGUGAUGCUGAUAGCCAUGUAUUUCUACACCACGUUGUGA
Sus scrofa (pig) is the source of this 774-nucleotide messenger RNA. It is a transcript of the gene UPK1A, whose product is annotated as uroplakin 1A. The record is from RefSeq and is marked provisional. Gene Ontology annotation, cellular component: membrane. Lineage: Eukaryota; Metazoa; Chordata; Mammalia; Artiodactyla; Suidae.